AUGGCCACUCCUAAGAGCACACCGGCCAAGACGCGCAAGGAGGCGAAGAAGACGCGGCGCCAGCGCAAGCGCACAUGGAACGUCUACGUCAGCCGCUCACUCCGCUCGAUCAACAGCCAGAUGUCGAUGACCAGCCGGACGAUGAAGAUCGUGAACUCAUUUGUGAACGACCUGUUUGAGCGCAUUGCUGCAGAGGCUGCUACGAUCGUGCGUGUGAACCGGAAGCGGACCCUGGGCGCUCGCGAGUUGCAGACGGCUGUGCGCCUUGUGCUGCCUGCUGACCUCGCGAAGCACGCGAUGGCAGAGGGGACGAAGGCUGUGUCACACGCUUCCAGCUAA
Messenger RNA from Trypanosoma brucei brucei TREU927, 339 nucleotides. RefSeq names its product histone H2B, putative. Gene Ontology annotation, molecular function: protein heterodimerization activity; DNA binding; structural constituent of chromatin. The record is from RefSeq and is a predicted model, not a curated record. The transcript has a single exon. The coding region runs from base 1 to 339 and encodes 112 amino acids. Lineage: Eukaryota; Euglenozoa; Kinetoplastea; Trypanosomatida; Trypanosomatidae. Gene Ontology annotation, cellular component: nucleosome. Gene Ontology annotation, biological process: nucleosome assembly.